Molecule: messenger RNA, 3118 nt
Organism: Talpa occidentalis (Iberian mole)
Lineage: Eukaryota; Metazoa; Chordata; Mammalia; Eulipotyphla; Talpidae
Gene: TMPRSS13
Product: transmembrane serine protease 13
Exons: 13
Coding region: 108-1664 (518 amino acids)
Biological process (GO): proteolysis
Cellular component (GO): membrane
Molecular function (GO): protein binding; serine-type endopeptidase activity
Source: RefSeq, a predicted model, not a curated record
CUUAGCCCUCCAGCCCCCUUUUCUCCACAUGCCGGGGAAGCCAGGGGCCAACAUGGACCUUCCUGUCGACACCAGCUGAGCUUGAAAGCCUCAGCUCUCGGAAGACCAUGGAAAGGGACAAUAGUCGGAAUGCUUCCCCAGCAAGGACGUCUCCAGCCCAGGCAUCCCCAGGACAGGCGUCGCCGGCCCGGGCAUCGCCUUUCAGGUCAUCAUCAGGCAGGUCAUCAUCCACCAGAUCAGCCUCCGUAACAGCCUCGCCAACACGAGUGUACCUUGUAAGAGCAGUACCGGUGGGAGCCGUGCCAGUCCGGACAGCUCCUGCUAGGUCAGCGCCAGCCACCAGGGCUGCUGGGGAGAGCCCAGACUCCUCUCCAACAUCCUCAUCCUCCCCUGCUGCUGCCCCACUCGUAGGUAUCAGCUUGCCCAAGUUCACCUGGCAAGAGGGCCAGAAGCAGCUGCCACUUAUCGGAUGUGUCCUCCUUCUCAUCGCCCUUGUGACAUCACUCAUCAUUCUCUUCUAUUUCUGGCGUGGUCACACAGGGAUCAAGUACAAAGAGCCAGUUGAGAGCUGCCCCCGGAAUGCUGUGCGCUGUGAUGGGGUAGUAGACUGCAAGCUGAAGAGUGACGAGCUGGGCUGUGUGAGGUUUGACUGGGACAGGUCUCUGCUUAAAGUCUACUCUGGAUCCUCCCAUCAGUGGCUUCCGGUCUGCAGUGACAACUGGAACGACUCCUACUCAGAGAAGACAUGCCAACAGCUGGGCUUUGAGAAUGCCUACCGGACAGCAGAGGUGACCUAUCGGGAUUUUACCAACAGUUUUGCAAUCUCUGAAUACAACUCCACUAUCCAGGAAAGCCUCUACAGGUCUCGGUGCCCUUCUCAGCGUUAUAUCUCUCUCCAGUGUUCCCACUGUGGACUGAGGGCCAUGACAGGGCGGAUCGUGGGAGGGGUGCUGGCCCCAGAAAACAAGUGGCCUUGGCAAGUGAGUCUGCACUACGGCACCACCCACAUCUGUGGGGGCACGCUGAUCGACGCCCAGUGGGUGCUCACUGCUGCUCAUUGCUUCUUCGUGACCCGGGAGAAAAUCCUGGAGGGCUGGAAGGUGUAUGCAGGCACCAGCAACCUCCACCAGCUGCCUGAGGCAGCCUCCAUCUCCCAAAUUAUCAUCAAUGGCAACUACACCGAUGAGCAGGAUGAUUAUGACAUCGCCCUCAUGCGGCUCUCCAAGCCCCUGACCCUGUCUUCUCACAUCCACCCUGCCUGCCUCCCCAUGCAUGGGCAGACCUUCAGCCUCAACGAGACUUGCUGGAUUACGGGCUUUGGCAAGACCAAGGAAACAGAUGAGAAGACAUCCCCCUUCCUCCGGGAGGUGCAGGUCAGCCUCAUUGACUUCCAGAAGUGCAACGACUACCUGGUCUAUGACAGCUACCUUACCCCCAGGAUGAUGUGUGCUGGGGACCUGCGAGGAGGCAGAGACUCCUGCCAGGGAGACAGUGGAGGACCCCUAGUGUGCGAGCAGAACAACCGCUGGUACCUGACAGGAGUCACCAGCUGGGGCACAGGCUGUGGCCAGAGAAAUAAGCCCGGUGUGUACACCAAAGUGACAGAAGUCCUCCCGUGGAUUUACAGCAAGAUGGAGAGUGAGGUGCGCUUCCGGAAAUCCUAAGCAGCCGAACUCCCCCACCUCCCAGCACUGGCUGCUGUAAAGACUCUGCCAAAGUGACCGGGCCAUUUGCAACAUCCUCUGGGCUAAAGGCCACCAGGCACCUUCAUUACUGCCACCUCCACUGUCUGCUGCCUCUGUGCAUGUACACGUGUGUGUGUGUGUAUGUGUGAGUGUGCUUGUAUAUGUGUGUUUGCUGCUCUCUCAUGGUCUUCAGAAACCAGGGGAGCGGUUACUUCUUCCCAAACCCCAGACUGGAAAUCACCUGGAGAUAACAGUUUGGCCACCAUGGAGGUUUCUAAAGGGUGUUCAUAACAGAUUGCGAAGACAGAACCCAAGGAAGGGCCUGGAAGUUCACACCAGGAAUUGUUGCUUCUCUGAUCCUGACUCAGAGACAAGUCUGGAAUGGGCACCACGGGCAGCCCCAGUGAUACUACUCUGUCCAGGGAUGGACACCUUGCCCCGUUGGAGUGCCUGGACUAUCCCUGCAGGAAGCUGUUCCUGCUGAUGUCACAUGCAUCCUGCCCUGUCUCGGACCUCCUGCCAGUGUCACGGCUAUCCAGGCUGGCCGCUGUGAAGAGGACUUGCUGUUCGGUGGUCAUAGGCCUUUGGGACAUAUUUUAUUUUAAUUUAUUUUUAUAUUCAAGAAAUGGAAGUAGAUGUAUUCUUAAAGAUUCUCCAAAAAUUGCAGAAGCCUGGUGAGUUAGCAUCAAUCAGCCCCAGAACUCCAAGGGAGCAGUGCCACCCUGGCGCCUACAGUAUGUACCUGAUCACAAGGGACCAGAUGAAGGGGUCUCUGGGAGCUACUCAGGGCAGUGAGUCUUCAUUGGGGCUGGCAGCAGAUCCAGCACAGACAGCCAUGGCUAUGCUGCAUGCAAGGGCUAGAAGCAGGGUGUGAGGGAACAUAGACUCCUCCUUGGGCCCUGAGCUGGGGACAACCGUGAUGGACAGACAUCCCUCAUAGCCAGGACUGUCCUGGUACAGUGGGGCUCCUUCUUGGCUUCUCUGCCUUUUGAUUUCUCAGUUGGUCCAGAAAAAAGACAAUUGACAUGAAAACUGCCAGGAAGAAAAAGCUGACACUGUCCCGAGGCCCUCCAAACUGGACCUACAUUGCCCUGCUCCUACGAACCCUCCACGUACCUGGCCUCAGUAACCAGUGAAGAUCUGGACCUUCCCCAGCCUAUGCUCUGGGGCACCUCUUCCUCCUGAGUUCCAUUCUCCUCACUUUCUUGGGCCUCUCUGGUGGUGCUAUGACUCUCACUGGCAGGGUCCAAGCAAAUCAGUAUAGCCCAGGCAGGUAGCUGCUUGCAAGAAAGAUCACCCUAAAACUGUAGGCUGCAGUUGGCUGGCAGAGCCUGAUGGUGCUGGUUACACUGGGAAAUGUCAUCAGGGCCAGGAGGCGGAGGGAAAAUAUUUAUGUCCACAUCAGUCCCCAGCAAUGGUGUUUAGCAAUAAAA